Nomascus leucogenys (northern white-cheeked gibbon) is the source of this 4521-nucleotide messenger RNA. RefSeq names its product survival motor neuron domain containing 1 (gene SMNDC1). The transcript has 5 exons. Lineage: Eukaryota; Metazoa; Chordata; Mammalia; Primates; Hylobatidae. Gene Ontology annotation, biological process: regulation of alternative mRNA splicing, via spliceosome; mRNA processing. Gene Ontology annotation, molecular function: RNA binding. The coding region runs from base 2820 to 3419 and encodes 199 amino acids. Gene Ontology annotation, cellular component: cytoplasm; precatalytic spliceosome; nucleus. The record is from RefSeq and is a predicted model, not a curated record.
UAGUUUUUCUCUGUUUUUCAAAUUAUUGCUUGAAUCUCUAAGUACCCAAAGUGCCUUUUGAGGGGUUACACCCCACCCUAUGUAUAUAUGUAAAUUCUGUAGGUACUGUGGCUUAUAGAAGUAGGGUUGCUUCCCCAGUUCUCAGGUUUCUAUACAUCAGAGUGAAUGAAAUAUUGUUCUUUGUUAUAUAAAUCUUGUGUGCGUACAUAAUUUUUAAAAACUAAAGUUGAUAGAAAUUUCCAAGUCUGUCAAAUUUUCAAGACGAGAGGUACAUGUAAUUUCACAAUGAAAAACGCUUUUAGUUUUUAAGACCUGACAAAUGAAAUUUAGUUCAAAAAGUAACAAAGAUUGAAGGAGAAAAAUAGAACCUUAAGAUUCUUUUUAAUACCACAAGAUUCUUUGAAAAUGCGUGCCUUCUUUUUUUUCCCCAAAGCCUGGUGGGUUACAUUUUGUUUUGAAAACACACCACAAAAAUGCCUAAAGAGAGACAAGUGCUCUGUAUAAUUGUUACACAGAUGUUCAGACUUAAGGCUAGGUUUUACGGUAAAGUUGUUGACACUUGUGGAAAUUGAACUAUGUGGUGAAAAGGAGAUCUUUGUCAUGGGAGAGUAAUACUUUUGUUUCUCAGGACACCAGACUGAUUCAGAAAAAUGCCAUAUAUAAUUUGCAAAUACAUAUGACUUUUAAGAGCUUCCUUUAAAUUCUGAACCUGAUUUUUAAAAAGUUUCAAGGGUGUUUUGAUUAGAGAUUGCUUUACCGAUUGAGUACUAAACUCAAAUCUGUAUCCUGUCUAAAAAUUCAUUCCCUCCCUUUAUUAUCCCACUGCCCGUUAAAACUAUUACUGUUUUAGGGAUAUCAAAACUGCAAACUUAACUGAAGUAGGGUCCAGAUUUGGGAUUCUGGAACUGCUUAUCUGGGCGUAAUUAAGAUGAGUUGAAUACUUUCAAGUUCUAGAUUUAGAAUAAAAUUGCAGUAGUAUGUUAUUUUUAAACACACACAAACUAUCUGGGAUAAUUUCAAUAUGAACAAGACCCCUCUUCGAUACGUAGGAGCCAGGCCUGUGGGCUUCAGGGUGCCAGUCAAUACGAAAAAGAUGUUUUGGGUGCAAUUUCUCCCACUCUCAGGCCCUUAAGUGAAAAAUAACCCAAUGGUUUGCCACCUGUCCAUUUGAUUUGCUCACAUGUUGUGAGUAUACAUUUGAAGAUGAGACAACAGAGCCACACCGACCUCUUCUUACACUCUGUAAAGUGCUUUCUGUUUGCCCCAAAGAGAGAUGCCUCGACUACCUUUACCAACUUAAGCAGUCCUUUUUUAGGAAAAGAAAACAUUGAGUGCCAAUGUUUUGUAUAUUGCUUCGUGGGCAGUGGGAGGAGGGGUAUUUCUUAAACUGGUUGGGUUGGGGAAGUUGGGAGUGGAGUUAGAAAUAGCAUUAUCAUCAGGUCUUUUUAAUAUUUCUAGAAUAAUUCAUCAUUAGAGCCUGGGCAGAACUGCCUUACCAUGUCAUGAUCAUCAUAGUAGAAAGUACUGUAGGGGGAAACCAUUGUGAUAAACAUUGUAGUAAGCCCCUAAAAGGCUUGCCUGCGGGGGUUCAGUUAAUAAUGACCUGGAAAUCAUUUUUCUGUAAAGUAUCCUCUUUUCUAUAACCAUUUAAGACAGCACUGUCCAGUAGAACUUUCUGUGAUGAUGGAAAUGUUCUAUAUCUGCUAUUCAGUACCAUAGCCGCUAGCCACAUUUGGUUGGAUAUUUGAAAUACAGCUAGGUUUACUUAGGAGCUGAGGUUUUAAUAUAAUUUAAUUAGCCACACGUGACUACCAUAUUGGAUGGCAAGGAUUUAGAAGUGCAAGUUCUAAUACUUCAGAUAGUAAUAACAAUGUUUUUCCUGACCAGUCUUGAUCAGAGUUUCUUCCCAUUUUAUUCUAUCAUUAGAAAUUUCAUUUUGGUCACUAGAUAAGGUCUGUUUUGAAUUGAAAACUACUCAGAAAUGGAAACCAUCUUUUAAGAUGAGGUAAUACUCUGAAAAGUAUUUGGCUAUAUGCUUCCACCCAAUAAUUGUUGUCUCCAUUGAGACUACACUUACAGCUUCUAUUCUGCUGUGGGGUUCCCCCCCUUAUUCCCCUCUUUUUUCCUUCUCUGCCUUCUGGGAUGUGUCUCGCGCUAUGGGUAUUUAAUUCAGCCUGUUAUAUUUGGUGAGAAGUCUGUUCAGACUGAUUUUGUGGCUUCCUCAUAUUAAUAUUUUUUGACCAUCAUAUGGUUUCUAAUUUCUUGUGUUCCUCUAUAGAAUUAGAUCCUUAUCCUGGUUAUCAAUUUGUUUGUCCUUUGAUUUAUGACAAAAUGCUUUUUCUGCAUCUUUUCAAUGACUUCAUUUUGCCAGUAAGGUUUCCAUGUUUAUCUCUUUCAUGUACUGUCUUUCAUAGAGGCUGAAGUUAUUCAGCAGGCAGCAAAAUAAUCUGCUAAAGUCCUGCCUUUCUUUUUUCACUUAAAAAAGUGGGUGUAAUAAAAUCCAGGCUAGCUAGCUGACUAGCUCCCCGGGCAGUCUAUGAUAAUCACAGAUAGUCAAUUUAUCAGGCUGUUUUGCUGAAUAAGCUGGUUCUAAAGGAGGCAGGGGUCAAGUCACUUGUCUCAUAUAUUACAGUGGCUCUCUGCAUCCCCGAAACGCCUUCCUUCAGUAAGCAGAGUGCUUGAGUGCACCCCAUUUGACCUGCUGAUAUGUAGAUCACAACACCUGAUGCUUCCUGGAAUUGCCGAUUACUGUAACUGCUGCCCAUCUGUCGAUGAAGGAGCAGUUUCAGAACUCAGACUUGAGGGAGGAAAAGUAAUUAAUGGAAGUUAUAGAACUAACCAAAGACCUUCUGUCAACUCAACCUUCUGAGACGCUUGCAAGUUCAGACAGUUUUGCUUCUACUCAACCUACUCAUUCAUGGAAAGUAGGAGACAAGUGUAUGGCAAUCUGGAGUGAAGAUGGACAGUGUUAUGAAGCGGAGAUUGAGGAGAUAGAUGAAGAAAAUGGCACCGCUGCAAUCACCUUUGCUGGUUAUGGCAAUGCUGAAGUGACUCCACUGUUGAACCUCAAGCCUGUAGAAGAAGGAAGGAAGGCAAAGGAGGACAGUGGCAACAAACCCAUGUCAAAAAAAGAAAUGAUUGCCCAGCAGCGUGAAUAUAAAAAGAAGAAAGCUUUGAAAAAAGCUCAGAGAAUAAAAGAACUUGAGCAGGAAAGAGAGGACCAGAAAGUGAAAUGGCAGCAAUUCAACAACAGAGCCUAUUCUAAAAACAAAAAAGGCCAGGUAAAGAGGAGUAUUUUUGCUUCACCUGAGAGUGUGACUGGCAAAGUUGGAGUAGGAACUUGUGGAAUUGCUGAUAAACCUAUGACACAAUAUCAAGAUACCUCUAAAUACAAUGUCAGGCAUUUGAUGCCUCAAUAAUCAGAAAAACUGUUGGAUUUCAUCUCUGCAGGGCUUUACAUUUACCUUUUUAUCCUUAUAUUUUUCUAAAGGUAAAUUAUUUGUUAGAUGAGUAAGCAAGAUACCAUUGUCGUCAUUGGUUGACUUCAGUAGAAUGAAACGUGAAGAAAUUGCAUUUGAUAACUGCUAUUCGUUUAACUUUUCUCAUUAUCAGUACCACGGUUCCCUCAAAGUUUGUUGAAUAAAGCAACUUUUGUAGAUGCUGUUUCAUACAGCACUUAGAUGAAUUAUUGAUCUUCCUAAUAUCAGGCGCCUACUUAACCUAUGGUAUGUACUUUUUGUAAGUUGUAACUUGAAAUUUGCAGAUGCUUUGAACUUGACACAUACUCUAGCAAUUCAUUGGAACACCAAGGCAAAAACACCAACCUGCUAAGAGACCUUUCCAUUUUUAUUUUCAACUUUAAAACUUAGCUGUCGUUCAGUUAAGCUUAAAGAUAGGUUAAUUUGUAAAUGGCAAAGUUUGUUUUGAGGUUUUUCCUCAAUAACUUGUUUCCCAGGCCUAUUAGGCCAUCUCUGAAAUUGAUCUAGCUGUUUUAUUUUUAUGUACUCUUAGUUUUAUGUAAGAAACCUUAGGAUGAGCUCCCUUUUCUAAGGUGUUUUUGUUUUUUGUACGUUUGGUUUUUUCCUGGUUUUUGUUUUUUUCCAUUUACGGCAGUGGUACCAUGUUUUGGAUGUGUAAUGUUUAUAUGGGAGAACAAAAAGCUGAUGUAUAGCCCUGUAUACAGUGUAGAUACUAUUUUUGUAAAAACACAAGGCUAAAUUAAUGAACAAGAAUACUGAAUAUUUCAUCAUUAAAAAUUUCUUGUAUUUCUUGUGCAUUAAUCUGACCAUAAUUUCCCUGUAUAUUAUGUUCAUUUAGCUGUUUGUAAUUUUUGUUAAUUAGAUCAAGUUGUCUGCAUUUGUUGGUGUAAGUGAACAUCACAGUUAUCCUGAGUUGAGUUUAAGCCAAAUACAUGCAUAGAAAAGGGUCUUCCUUAUUAAUGGAAGAAGGUAAUUUUUAGGAUGUGUAUUAUUUCAGUUUUGUAUGUUUAACUUUUAUUAAAUAAAGUGUUUUUAAAAUCUC